This is a messenger RNA of Salarias fasciatus (jewelled blenny), 6820 nucleotides long. Its product is annotated as DNA polymerase theta-like. Lineage: Eukaryota; Metazoa; Chordata; Actinopteri; Blenniiformes; Blenniidae. Bases 63 to 6713 code for a protein of 2216 amino acids. Gene Ontology annotation, molecular function: ATP binding; DNA binding; DNA-directed DNA polymerase activity. The record is from RefSeq and is a predicted model, not a curated record. The transcript is spliced from 36 exons. Gene Ontology annotation, biological process: DNA-templated DNA replication; double-strand break repair via alternative nonhomologous end joining.
CAGUUUCCAGGCGCGAGUCUCCGUCAUGAGCGGCUCUGGCUGCUCAUUGCUGCGUGUUCGGGAUGAGCUCCUCCGGACCUCCGAAAAAGAAAAGCUACAUGGGACAGCACCAGAUCAAAAAGAAAACCAGUUUACAAAGUCCCGAUGAGCCUCCAGACGGAGACAGAGUGUUACAGAAACCGUGUAAUCUGUCAGACAAAGCAAACCCAUCUCACAACAACAGCCGAGACAACCGAGGGGAUGGAGGAGCCGUGUUUCUGCUCGGGGAGUCCACCAUAGCUCUUGACGAUGAGAUGCUGCAGGUACUCAGUGUUGUCGACCAAGGAAAGGCUGUCAGUCAUGACACAAACUCAAGAACAGAAACCAGCCCGAAAGCUUGCAACUCCGGAAAUUCACCAAAAAGAAAAAGCGAAGGCAAAAGUCGACCGAGUAAGCAUGGCGCAGCUCCACCUCUGGAUGUGUCGAGGGACUACAUCCUCUUCAGCCCCACGCGUGUCGCCGCUGCCAUGAAGAAGUCCAAACUCCAGCAGUCAUUACAGAAUCAGUCCACCUCUGUGCUCACAGUUCCCAGUGGCUUGGAGCUCAGCACUCUCGCCGACACACUACCUCAGGAAGGCACUGCCUUGUGUGCUCCUGUGGACCAAGCUGAAAAACUGCGGUUGUCCAGCUGGGGCUUACCGAAACCUGUCCUGGAAUGCUACCAGAAGCACGGAGUGACUCAGAUGUUUGAGUGGCAGGCUCAGUGUCUCGCCGUUGGACAGGUUCUGAAUGGGGGCAACCUGGUGUACUCAGCUCCCACCAGCGCCGGGAAAACUCUGGUGUCAGAGCUGCUGAUGCUGAAACGUGUGUUGGAGACCAAAAGAAAAGCUCUCUUCAUUCUGCCUUUUGUUUCUGUGGCUAAAGAGAAGAUGCAUUACCUCCAGAGCAUAUUUGAAGAAGCAGGUGUCCGUGUGGAAGGAUACAUGGGCAGCACGUCAGCAGCUGGAGGAUUCGCUGCUCUGGACGUGGCUGUUUGCACCAUAGAAAAAGCCAAUUCCCUCAUUAACAGACUCAUUGAAGAGGACAGUAUGAGUCUUUUAGGUAUGGUGGUGGUGGACGAGUUGCACAUGAUUGGAGACUCUGGAAGAGGAUACCUGCUGGAGCUGCUCUUAACCAAAAUCCGCUACAUUACACAGAAGCAGAACACCUCAGGGUCGCUCUCUGAGGGUGUGCAGGUUGUAGGUAUGAGUGCCACUUUGCCAAACCUCUCCCUCUUGGCCAGCUGGUUGGGCGCCGAGCUUUACCAGACCGACUACAGGCCUGUACCGCUGCACGAGCAUCUCAAGGUGGGCCGCAACAUCUAUGACAAGAGCCUCUCCGUUGUGCGGCAGUUCACUCCUGCACUCAGCGUUAAGGGCGACGACGACCACAUCGUGAGUUUGUGCUAUGAGACGGUGAGCGAGGGCCGCUCGGUGCUUUUGUUCUGCCCCUCAAAGAACUGGUGCGAGAAACUGGCGGACACCAUCGCGAGGGAGUUUUACCGUCUCAGAAACACUGAUCGUGACGGUGAAGCUGAACCUCAGCCAGUAUGUCUGCAACAGGAGGAACUCCUGGAUGUCGUAGCUCAGUUGAGAAGAACUCCAGCUGGUUUGGACCCCAUCCUGCAGCGCACUGUGCCGUGGGGCGUGGCCUUCCACCAUGCCGGUCUGACAUUUGAUGAGCGCGACGUGUUGGAGGGAGCUUUCCGUCAGGGAGCGAUCAGAGUCCUGGCCGCCACCUCCACUCUCUCUUCCGGGGUAAACCUUCCAGCGCGCAGGGUUAUCAUUCGAACACCAACAUUCAACGGACACUUGUUGGAUCCUCUCACAUACAAGCAGAUGGCCGGACGAGCUGGAAGAAAAGGAGUAGACACUACAGGUGAAAGUGUGCUGGUGUGCAAAGAGGUAGAGCGUCAGAAAGGUAUUAGUCUCCUUAAUGGCACGCUUCAGCCAAUCAGCAGCUGCCUGGUGAAGCGGGAAGGCGAAGGUGUUACCACCAGCAUGCUACGGGCCAUUCUGGAGAUAAUUGUUGGAGGCGUAGCCAGCUCUCCUCAGGAUGUGAGAUUGUACGCUUCAUGUUCACUUCUGGCCGCCAGCAUGAAACACGAGAGCAAGAACAAGUCUAAUGAAGAAUCCAACAAAGGAGCAAUAGAGGCCUGUGUUGAAUGGCUGAUGGAGAAUGAAUUCAUUAGCAUACAGAAGGAUGGAGCAGAUGAGCGAUACUGUCCAACGCAGCUCGGAGCUGCCACCCUUUCAUCCUCCCUCUCCCCUCCGGAGGCUCUGGGAAUAUUUGCUGAUCUUCAGCGGGCAAUGAAGGGCUUUGUUCUAGAGAAUGACUUGCACAUCCUCUACCUGAUCACUCCGUUGUACGCAGAGUGGACUACCAUCGACUGGUAUCAGUUUUUCUGUCUGUGGGAACAGCUGUCUUCAUCCAUGAAGAGAGUAGCAGAGCUGGUCGGCGUCCAGGAAGGCUUUCUUGCUCGAUCUGUCAACGGCAAACUUGUUGCCAAGACAGAAAAGCAGCACCGACAGAUGGCAAUUCACAAACGAUUUUUCACCACUCUUGUGCUGCAGGAUCUAGUUAAGGAAGUUCCUUUAGGAACUGUUGCAUCAAAAUACAACUGCAACCGUGGGCAGUUACAGUCUCUGCAGCAGUCUGCCUCCACAUACGCAGGUAUGGUGACGGUUUUCUGCAAACGCCUCGGCUGGCACAACAUGGAGCUGCUGUUGUCUCAGUAUCAGACUCGGCUGAGCUUCGGAGUCCAGAGAGAGCUGGUCGACCUGGUGAGGGUUUCCCUUCUGAACGCGACAAGAGCUCGAGCGCUCUACGCACAAGGCCUGUGUACCGUGGCCGAACUCGCCAGGGCUGCUGUCACCGAUGUGGAGAAAGCCUUGAGGAAUGCAGUCCCAUUUAAAAGCUCGAAGCGUGCGGUGGAUGAGAGUGAGAUGGAGGCGGCGGAGAGACGGCGCCUCCGUUGCGUCUGGGUCACCGGUGGACGGCCUCUGACCGAGCAGGAAGCGGCCGUCCAGAUCGUGUCUGAAGCGAGGCUCCUCCUUCAAGAGGACUUGGCCCAGCUGGGGAUUCAGUGGGAUCCAGCGACGCUUCCUCCUCCUGUCUCUGCAGUAAACCGCCCUGAUGACCACUCGGACGCCUCGUCCUCCUCACACAGUUUCAACAGGAGUAGCAGUUUCUUGUUCGACAGUCUAUACGACAGCCCUUUGCUGGAAAGUCUGAGCCCACGACAGAUCCCCGACCAUUUGGACGAAGAGGUUUCUGUCAGGCAGGAUGUCAGAGAUGAACACCCUCUCCCAUCAACCCCGGAGAGACGACGCAGCAAACUCCUCGCCAACCAGGAAGCGGAGAAGCAAGAAGCAAUCCAGUGGGGGGAGUCGUCUUUUAACCUGUCGGAGUGGGGCGACUCGCUGCUGGUCGGGGAACACUUCCUGGAGUGGAAAAGUUCUUCCAGACACAAAGAAAGAAGCGAAAGCGACCAAGACUCCGGUUCACGAGAACCGCAACAACCAAACACAGAUCCUGUUUUGUGUAAUGAAGAACAGUCACAUCCACGAACUGAAUCCUGUGAAGCACAACCUCGGCUCACUACCGCUGCCAAAACUCAGGAUGAGUCCGGUGGGAUAGAUGGCCAUAAGAAAACAACUACAAAGAAUAACUGUGCACAAAAAGACACAACCUCUUGUGAGAGGAAUGGAAUUCCAUAUGAAAAUGGUGAUUCUGGGAACCGGGCAGAUAAACGAAGUGAUGAUAAAGAGGCAGAAAAGAAAGUUGUUUUCUCGUCAGAUAAUGGAGCUCAGCCUGGUAGUGCUCCUUAUUGCAGCCCUGGUCUGCAGGAUAUUUUUGAUCAUUGGCCCAGUAUGUCCGACCCGUCCUGGCAAAGUAAAACGGAAGACCCCGCAGCUGCUGCAAACACAGCGGGUGCUGCAACAACGCCAAACUCCCCGACAUCAGUAGGCAGAACAAAGUUUGACCUGCUGCAACCUACCGCUGCAGACAACCCAGAAAAGAGGGAACCCUCAAGCAAAAACAUAGCAGAGAGACCGGGCUCUGCCGCUGAUCUCAUUCCUCCAACUCAAGAAACUCCGUCUGUGACGCCAAGAGUCAAACUGACGACCUCGUCUAUCCACUCACCUCGCACUGCUGCGCCAUCCUCAAGAUCUGUUCAAGAAAAGUCAGCAGUCACAAAAUGCCUGAAAUACAACUCAGAAAACAUUCAUAUUCCAUCAGGAAUUGCUUCUGACAAAAAACAUCAAAAUUCUCCACCUGAUCACCACAACAACCCCAAAACAGUGUCUGUAUCUGAACAGAUUUCCUGUUUGAAACCGGAGCAGCGCUCAGUCCAGAACCCCAGUCCUCCCACAGACUCUGCUUCUCCACCCUCCCCCCGGCCAGAACCUGCCUCGGAGUCGCCUUUGUUGAACGAAAGCUUCGGUCUGCAGCUGUCCCAGGAUGCAUCACUUUGUCUGAGCAGCGCUGGGACCUUCUCUAUCAUAGACGUCGCAAGUGACGGGCGUUUAUUCGACACUUUUAUUAAAGAGUGGAAAACAAAGGAGCGCUACUCUCUGGCUUUAGCCUGUGAGAAGAUGGAACACAGACAGCUGCCUGAGAGGGAAAUAGGAGUGAAACACAGGAAAGAUCUGCAGAAGCUUAACACCGCCAAUGGUUUUCCAGUGAGAGGCAGGGAAGACGUUGUGUUAAUUGGACUGUCUGUCUGCUGGGGAGCAAGAGAUGCUUACUACGUAUCUCUGCAGGAGGAGCAAAGCAGGGGUCUCAGCGCCAGCCUGGCGCCUCCUCCGCUUGAUGUCAGUCUGCCGGUGAGCGAGAGGCUGCAGCAGGCGAAGGCCUGUCUGAGCAGGCAGUCGGGGGAUGGCGCCAUGCGCGUUUUAGUAGCACAUGAUAUCAUCCAGGUGUACAAGACACUGGUGCUGAGCUGUGGCAUCAGCUUGGAUGGGAAUUGUGAAGACCCAAAGGUUGCCAGCUGGCUGCUGGAUCCUGGAAGUGAGGAAAGGACUCUGCCCAACAUGGUGACUGUCUAUUGUCCUGAAGAAUUACCUCUGUUGGACGGACUGGGAAAUGCACAUUCACACUGUCCUCGUGUUCGAGCAGCAACCGAGAGCGUUCUCGUUUUCGCCGUCAUGAACCAUCUCACCGGCCUGCUGGAGACAGACGGGACGCUCAAUUUAUUCAGACACAUAGAGAUGCCUUCUCAAGUGUGUUUGGCCCUGUUGGAACUGAACGGCGUCGGCUUCAGCGUUCAGGAGUGUGAGAGACAGAAACAUGUGAUGCAGGCCAAACUCUCCACGCUGGAGUCUGAAGCCUACAGCCUGGCCGGACACAGCUUUUCUCUCACCAGCGUAGAUGACAUCGCUCAGGUGUUGUUCCUGGAGCUUCACCUGCCUCCAAAUGGCGACGUCGGGGCAUCUAAAAGUAAGAAGACUCUGGGCUACACCAGGAGAGGCGGAGGCAGAGUACGACUUGGAAAACAGUUCAGCACCACAAAGGAUGUUCUGGAGAAGCUCCGCCCGCUACACCCGCUGCCGGCCGUGAUUCUGGAGUGGAGACGGAUCACGAACGCCCUCACUAAAGUGGUGUUCCCCCUGCAGAGGGAGAAGCAAUAUCACGCAGCGCUGGAGAUGGACAGAAUAUACCCCGUCGCCCAGACACACACAGCCACAGGUAGAGUGAGCUUCACUGAGCCCAACAUCCAGAAUGUCCCCAAAGACUUUGAGAUUUCCAUGCCUACAGUGGUGGGUGAGAGUCCGCCUUCACAGGAUUCCUGCUCUGUGGCCAGAAAGCCAGGAAAGAAGAGACGCUCUACGGCGCCCUCAGUCACAGCUAGACCUGCAGAGCGAGGCCCCGCCUUCUCUGUCAGCAUGAGACACGCCUUCAUUCCUUUUUCAGGUGGAAUGAUUCUGGCAGCAGAUUACUCCCAGCUGGAGUUGAGAGUGUUGGCUCACCUCUCUAAAGACCAGCGCCUCCUCCAGGUGCUGAACGGAGGAACAGACGUGUUUCGCUGCAUCGCUGCGGAGUGGAAGAGUGUUGACCCCGAGUCAGUGCAGGACAGCCUGAGGCAGCAGGCCAAGCAGAUUUGCUACGGCAUCAUUUACGGGAUGGGAGCCAAGUCUUUGGGGGAGCAAAUGGGAGUGGAGGAGAACGACGCUGCCUGCUACAUUGAAAGUUUUAAGGCCAGAUACAAAGGGAUCAACGCUUUUCUGAAACAAACGGUGAAAAACUGUGCAAAGGACGGCUAUGUCCAGACGCUGAUGGGCCGACGGAGAUAUUUAGCUGGAAUAACCAGCACCAACGUGCACGUCAAAGCUCACGCGGAGCGACAGGCAGUGAACACGACUGUUCAGGGAUCGGCCGCGGACAUCGUCAAACUCGCCACAAUUAACAUCCAGAAACGACUGAGAAAAACCUAUCCUGCCGCUCCACUGUCCCACGAGCACAUGAGCGCAGGCCGCAGUAAGAGCAGAACUGGAACGUCUCGGCACAGAGGAGCCUAUUUUGUGCUGCAGCUGCACGAUGAACUGAUUUAUGAAACCACAGAAGAAGACCUGAUCCCGGUUGCGCAGAUCGUGAAGAGAGAGAUGGAGUCAGCAGUGAAACUGUACGUGAAGCUAAAAGCCAAAGUCAAGGUGGGACCCAGCUGGGGCGACCUGCAGGACCUGGAUAUAUGAAGCCCGAGUUUUAAAUCUUUCACCAUGAAAUCAAAUACUGUGCAAUGUUCUGCGAUGUUUGCACUUUUUUAACAAUGAAAUGCAGUCUAAAUGAGCUACUGAAUGUA